CAGAUGGUUUGUGGUGGGGGGGACAGGAAGUAAAAGUUUCUUCAAGCACAGAACGAUGCUGAGACCUCCUCAGGGCUUUACCCCAACCCCCUCCUUCUUUCCCCAGAUCCAAGGCUGUCAGAGAUGACGCUGGUUCUGUCCAUGAAUAGAUUCUGCGAGCCCAUUGUCUCAGAAGGAGCUGCUGAAAUUGCCGGGUACCAAACGCUAUGGGAGGCUGACAGCUACAGAGGAGCGAGUCCCCCAGGACCAGCACAGGGUCCUUCACAGGGAGACCGGGGAGCCAGCCCACAACCGGCAGGGUCCCAUGACAGGGGAAUUCCGAGUCCUGUAAGCACACCCAACAUCACACACUUCAAGAGGAAGUACACGGAGGAGGAGGAUACUCAACCCCCACUCAGCGGCUGUAGCCAUAAAGUAUGUUUUAAAUAGUAGUUGUUUCAUUAACGGUUACCGUAGCACUGACUUGAA
Molecule: messenger RNA, 468 nt
Organism: Psammomys obesus (fat sand rat)
Lineage: Eukaryota; Metazoa; Chordata; Mammalia; Rodentia; Muridae
Product: SERTA domain-containing protein 4-like
Exons: 2
Coding region: 124-429 (101 amino acids)
Cellular component (GO): nucleus
Source: RefSeq, a predicted model, not a curated record